UAAUCAGAAAUCACGACAGCCCCAAAUCCAGUGUGUGAUUCUCGCUCUCAAUAUCUAAGUUUGGGCUCUCGGAUCUUACAAUUGGCGACGAGCACGGAUCCUUCGCAACGCUGAGGAACCCUGCAACACUGUGAAGUUGGUUUUGACCGCCGAUCUCGAGAAUAAAACAGUGCAUUUCCGCGUGGGAAAGUCAUGAGUGACAAUGCCCCAGUCUCCACAGAAAUGCAACAGACAGUAUCCCCUCCUCCACCUGAAGCCAAUGAAACAAGCGAGUGUAGUGCUCGUAAGAGGUGGGAGUUCAAUCGAGACAAUCUGAGUGUAGAACGGGAGAAGCCGCUAGGGGAAGGUUGGUUUGGCAAGGUGUACAAGGCACUGGCCAAAGGGAUCAAAGGUCGAGAAGGAGUCACUCUGGUGGCCGUUAAGGAGCUCAAAGAUGGAGCAAGCACGGAAGAGAAAGAUGAAUUCCUGAAGGAGCUUGCUAUCCAUACCAUCAUGAAGACACACCCUCAUGUAGUGGAGCUCCUGGGUUGCUGCAUACGAGACGAGCUAAUAUGCAUCAUCACGGAGUAUCUGUCUGGCGGGAACCUACUGGGUUUCCUACGAAGCAAACCACCCAGGGAGACCGGGAAAGACCUGAUACAGCACUACCUCGCCAAGUUUGGGCUUCACAUCUCCAGGGGCAUGGCCUAUGUCUCACAGAUGGAGAUCGUUCAUCGUGACCUUGCCGCUCGCAACAUUCUCAUUAGCGAGGAGGAGGUGUGCAAAGUCUCGGACUUCGGUUUCGCUCGGGACAUCUUCGGCAUCGGCUGCUAUCCUCGCGCCCCGGAUAAAGCUCCGAUCCGCUGGUACGCGCCCGAGUCGAUCCUAGACAACCUGUUCAGCAUCAAGUCCGAUGUCUGGUCUUUCGGCAUCUUGCUCUUCGAGAUUUCCACCCUAGGGAGGGUGGCGCCCUACACAAAGUGCAGUAACGAGGAGGUCAGGUUGAAGGUGUCUGCCGGAAUACCUCCGAAGAGACCGCCCAAUUGCGACGACGAGCUCUUCAGCAUCAUGGCGAAGUGUUGGCAGAAGAAUCCAGAAGAUCGGCCUUCGUUCAGCGAGCUCGUAGAUAUCUUUGAAGACGUGCAGGACAUGUAUCCAGACCCAACGAAAAGGACGAAGUAAAGAAAAAGCCUUCUAAAAACGAAUCAUGGAGUCGCAAGAAAAUAAAGCCAGCAAGUCAAUUGUCUGCGGUUACGAUCAGCAACUCCGCCCCACCCCUCCCCCCCAAAAAAACCAAAAGAAAAGACCAUUGAACUAGACCCAAGACGUUUCUGGUGAAAGAGUUUCGGAAAAUAUGGCCAAAUUGCUUGUUUAUAGCAACUGAUUUUUUUUCCAUGUAAAUAAUAAAUUAUACUCAGCUGAUGUGUCAUUGAAUGAAAAAAAAAAUAAGUAAUGGAAAAUGUUAUACUUUUUUAGCUGAAUAUUUUAUCCCUAUAUUUUAUAAGAACGGAUUGUAUUUUUAUAUAAAAAAGUAUAUACAUGUACUUUGAGAUGUAAAUACACUGUCUACGCACGGGUUUUCGUAUUUCCUCAGCAAUAUGAAAACAAUUGUAUUGUACAUGUACUUUAAGAGGUAAAUUCGCUGUCUUAGUGUUUUCAUAGUUCCUCAGCAACGUGGCUGGGACUGUUGGGUCUGCUGCUUCGAACGUUCUGGUAUUGCACACGAUCCAGGCACGUAUCACCGUCAAGAGGCCCCUUUUAAUGGAGAAACCGUUGUGCAAGCCAUUGUCCAAAGCAACUGUCUCUUGACAGAGUAUCUGGACAAUAGUUUGCACAGUGAUUUCGCCAUUAAAGGGGGCCUUCGUGAUGGAAUUGAUUAUCGUCAUCGUGCUGUGUGGUUAAUUGGCAACUGUACUUCUUGCUUAUAUCGUGUACCAGACGCGAUGCAAUGAAAAUAAUCAUAAUUAGCCACAAAGUAUACAUCCAAGUAUUGCAUAUUAUUUUUCCACUUGCACAGCCUUCUCGUAACAUCACAGUGCAGUCCCAUCAUGCAACAGUGGAAACAAAUUGCAAUAUGACGUCAUGUAUUUCUCGAAUGUAAUGAACUUGUAAUAACAUUAAAUACAUUGAAUCAUUUGCUAUCGGGGCCCAAUUUCACGGCGCUGCUUAACAGUCAGCGGACAAAGUUGUGCUUAGUCAACCUUCAGCACUAUUUCACGGCGUGAAUGUGCUGAACGGUCGCGCGUGCAUUGAGAUUUCUAUUGAUGCGUCACGAAACUCAGCAAAUUUUCUUCUGAAAUAAGCGUGCUUUUGUUGUGCUCAUGCUUACGGUCUCCAAGAAAUAGACGGAGGCUCUGUUAGCAGCAAAUGGCGUGUGCUUAGCAGCGCCGUGAACUUGGGCCCUGGUUCGUAAGUGCCGGACUGCGUCAUACAAGCAGUGCACGCAAUACUGAUUACCUUUUGAUAGAACACGCCACCUUUUACUGCUGAGAUUUAAAUUUAGAUUUAGAUUUCUUUAUUUUCACACCAAUCGUGGCCCUGAGGCCAAAAUUAAAAGUGUGGUACAUGCAAUAUACAUUGGCAGCAAAAUACGCAUGUACAUGUAUGAAAUAAAACAGUGGAUAUUAAAACACUUUUGUAAGACAAAAAACGAUAUUAAACGCCGGGGGCGGAUCCAGAACACAAUUUUUUGGGGUGGGGGGUGCAAAAAAAACAUUUGGGCCCCCCAAAAAAGUGGG
Messenger RNA from Patiria miniata (bat star), 2717 nucleotides. Its product is annotated as tyrosine kinase receptor Cad96Ca-like. Gene Ontology annotation, cellular component: signaling receptor complex. Gene Ontology annotation, molecular function: ATP binding; transmembrane receptor protein tyrosine kinase activity. The transcript is spliced from 10 exons. The record is from RefSeq and is a predicted model, not a curated record. Bases 193 to 1161 code for a protein of 322 amino acids. Gene Ontology annotation, biological process: multicellular organism development; positive regulation of kinase activity; protein phosphorylation. Lineage: Eukaryota; Metazoa; Echinodermata; Asteroidea; Valvatida; Asterinidae.